Aphis gossypii (cotton aphid) is the source of this 957-nucleotide messenger RNA. Its product is annotated as putative nuclease HARBI1. The coding region runs from base 1 to 957 and encodes 318 amino acids. The record is from RefSeq and is a predicted model, not a curated record. Lineage: Eukaryota; Metazoa; Arthropoda; Insecta; Hemiptera; Aphididae. The transcript has 5 exons.
AUGAGUGAUUUUGAAGAUUCAGAUGACUAUCUUAUGUCUAGUUCUUCAUCUGAAGACGAAGACGAAUUAGAAUUAAUUAAUAUCCCUCAAAAAAGAAACGAAAAUUUUUUAGAAGAAAUUGUACCACAAUAUGACAAUGAAACAUAUUUUGGACAUUUCCGGAUCAGCCGUCAUGUUUCAACAAUGAUUGCUCAUUUGUACAAGAAUAGUAAUUAUUUUAAAAAUAACAAGUAUGGACAAUUUGGUCAAAUACCUGCAGAUGACCAGAUUAUUAUCUUUAUGUGGUUUGUUGGGCACCAAACUGCUAGCUUUAGAGAUGUUGCAGAUCGCUUUAAUAUUACUCUGAGCUCUCUGCAUAGAAUUAUUGAACGAGUAACAUACUUUUUAAGCAACUAUUCACCCCAGAUUAUCAAAUGGCCUAAUAAUGAGCAAAAAAGAGAAUCAGAAAAGGCAUUCAGAGAGAAUGGAUUUCCAAUGGCCAUAGGGGCUAUCGAUGGUUGCCAUAUUAAAAUAGAUAAACCCAAUAAAGAUCCAGAUUCAUACAUCAAUAGAAAAGGAUAUUAUUCAAUACAAAUUUCUUUGCCGGUUAUCCUGGGUCCGUUGCACGAUAGUAGGGUAUUUAGAAAUUCACCACUGUGUAAUUCUUUGCAAGCAAAAUGUGGUUCUUAUUUUUUGCUCGGUGACAGCGGAUACCCAUUACAAAAUAAUUUAAUGACUCCAUUCAAGGAUAGAGGACAGUUAACAAGAAGAAACAUUGUAAAAAAUGUUCAUUUUAUGCGAGCAUGUUGUGUUCUAUACAACAUUGCUCUUGAUGAUAAUUUUCUUGAAUUACUUGAUGAAACACCGCCUCCAAAACUAACCCAAGGUGUUAUGGAGGUUAUGGAAGAAGAGGAUAUUGUGGAUGACUACAAUGCCAAAAUUAUUAGGGAUACAAUAGUAGCUGAACAUUUUAUUUAA